Molecule: messenger RNA, 1866 nt
Organism: Myodes glareolus (Bank vole)
Lineage: Eukaryota; Metazoa; Chordata; Mammalia; Rodentia; Cricetidae
Source: RefSeq, a predicted model, not a curated record
GAGUAUAAGGCAACCCAAAGGCAGCUGGAGGCAGUGGGGGAGCCUGGGCCCUGUGAGUAUAGCCAUGGUGCUCAGCUUUCUCUCCCCGAACUUGUCCCGCCUGGGCCUGUGGGCUUCCGUAGUGAUCCUGAUCGUAAGCGUCCUCAAGCUCUUCAGCCUGCUGGGUCUUCGAAGGGAGUGGCUUGGUGUGACAAGCAUUCCUGGACUUAGAGCAGCAGCUCUGGGGCUGGAGAGAAAUCUGGGGUCUGCUGGCCACACUGGAUUCCUGAGCGGUCCUUGUCUUCUGUUAUUGUUUCAGAUCCAGAAGUUGGGGAGCCUGGACAAGGUGGUAUCCUGGUCCCAAGAGUUCCCCUAUGCCCAUCCACUCUGGCUUGGACAAUUCGUUGGUUAUCUGAACAUCUAUGAGCCUGACUAUGCAAAAGCUGUGUACAGCCGCGGAGACCCAAAGGCUCCAGAUGCUUAUGACUUCUUGCUCCAGUGGAUCGGGAAAGGCUUACUGGUUCUCGAUGGGCCCAAAUGGUUCCAGCACCGCAAACUGCUCACACCUGGCUUCCACUAUGAUGUGCUGAAGCCCUAUGUGGCCAUAUUUGCCGAGUCCACACAUCUCAUGCUGGACAAGUGGGAGAAAAAGGCUAGUGAAAAUAAGAGCUUUGACAUCUUCUGUGAUGUAGGCCAUAUGGCGCUGGACACCCUCAUGAAGUGCACCUUUGGUAAAGAAGACAGUGGCCUAGGACACAGAGACACCAGCUACUAUACGGCAGUCAGUGAGCUCACAGAGCUGGUGCAGCAGCGCCUGGAAUCCUUCCAGUACCAUAAUGACUUCAUUUACUGGUGCACUCCACAUGGCCGCCGCUUCCUGCGGGCCUGCCAGAUAGCCCAUGACCAUACAGAUCAGGUCAUCAAGCAGCGGAAGGCAGCCCUGCAGGAUGAGAAGGAGCAGAAAAAGAUCCAGCAGCGGAGACAUCUGGACUUCCUGGACAUUCUCCUGGGUGUUCGGGAUGAAAAUGGGACCAAGAUGUCAGAUGCAGAUCUCAGGGCCGAAGUGGAUACAUUCAUGUUUGAAGGCCACGAUACCACCACUAGCGGCAUCUCUUGGUUUCUCUACUGCAUGGCCCUUUAUCCUGAGCACCAGCAGCGAUGUAGGGAGGAGGUCCGUGAGAUCCUAGGAGACAAGGACUCUUUCCAGUGGGAUGAUCUGGCCAAGAUGACCUACCUGACUAUGUGUAUGAAGGAGUGCUUCCGCCUCUACCCACCUGUGCCCCAGGUGUUCCGCCAGCUCAAUAAGCCAGUCACCUUUGUGGAUGGCCGCUCUCUGCCUGUAGGAAGCCUGAUCUCUAUGCACAUCUAUGCCCUUCACAGGAACAGUGCUGUGUGGCCUGACCCAGAGGUCUUUGACCCAUUGCGCUUUUCUCCUGAGAACGUGUCAGGACGCCACCCCUUUGCCUACAUGCCUUUUUCUGCAGGACCCAGGAACUGCAUUGGGCAGCAGUUUGCCAUGAACGAGAUGAAGGUGGUCACAGCCCUUUGUUUACUGCGCUUUGAAUUCUCUCUGGAUCCCUCAAAGCUGCCCAUCAAACUUCCCCAGGUGGUCCUGCGCUCCAAAAAUGGCAUCCACCUCCACCUCAAGUCACUGGGCUCUGGGAAAUAGGUCUUUGGAGAUCAUGACUUGGACAGUACAGGCUGUGGCUUUUUCUGGGACAUUGCCCUUUUAGAUUAAGUGUGGAGUUGUCAUGGAUCCCAGCUUUUGGGGGCUUAAAGAUGUGAAAGCAUUGGAACUGACAGUCUCAUGGAAGGCAGUCCCUUGUAAACACGUGUGUCUAAUGACUCAGUGCCUGGACUCUGGAGCUCAUUUCUUUACUCCACAAA